CAACAUACAAACAACGAUUUCGCUUCAAUAAUCCUAAACAUUUACGUAUGUCUUGUUUAAUCCCGUUUGUCCGGAAGUAAUCCAGUCAUAUUUGUCGUUUUCUAGCGAAGGUAUUUAGGCGACGAAGAGAAAAAAAAUUGAAUGGCAGAGGCUAGUCACAGCUAACGUUAGUCGGCUUGUUUUCUCUCAGGAAUCACGUUUCACCCGACCACUUUUACUUAAACUAAACCAUUCAAAACCGAUUGCUUUCUCGUUAGAAACUUGUAACGUUAACUCAAUCGUUUACUAAAAGUCUCCCGUCAGACGCCUCACAUAUUGUUGCGGAACUAACCCGAAGAACAGUUUAAAUCGCCAUAACAGCUUCACUAUAUUUAGCCCAACCGCCUGAGUUUGAUUGACAGGCGUCAAUAACCAACAUAUCCGUCAGUUUGUCGUCCUUAAAAGUCAGAUACGAUAAAGACAACGUUAGGCGAGGAAAGUGUGGGGUUUAGUGGAUGGUGGAGGGGCUGACAUGGUGCAGGACGGUGUGUGAGCUAUGAUGGCGACGUGACACACACACACACACACACACACAUAGUGAGUGAAGCGGGAAGGAAACACGCAGGGUUUUGAAGGGCUUGUGUUUUCUUUCUGCCGUCACUUUUUUGUUUUUACACCAUCAAAACGUUUUAAGUGACUCAGAUCGGUGGUAAAGCCAUGGUGGAGCGAUUAAGCAGUCGAAACCAAUCGAGCUGGACUCCCUCAAAUAGCCAUCAAGAUGAAGGUAGCAGAUGAACCUGCCUACCUGACCGUGGGGACGGAUGUGAGCGCAAAGUACCGCGGUGCCUUCUGCGAGGCAAAAAUCAAGACUGUUAAACGCAUGGUGAAGGUUAAGGUUGUGCUUAAAGGAGACAGCACCUCACAAGUUGUCCAAGAUGACCAAGUGAAAGGUCCUUUAAGGGUUGGCUCAACAGUGGAGGUGAGGAGCCCCGAGGGCGGACUUACUGAAGCUGUCAUCAGCAAACUCACAGAUGCCAGCUGGUACACUGUGGUAUUUGAUGAUGGAGAUGAGAAGACGCUUAGAAGAACGUCGUUGUGUCUCAAAGGCGAGAGACAUUUUGCAGAGAGCGAGACUUUGGACCAACUGCCCCUGACUAACCCAGAGCACUUUGGCACUCCUGUCAUUGGAAAGAAGACAAACCGAGGUAGAAGGUCUUCACAGGCAGUUGCAGAGGAUGAGAAGGAGUCUUCAUCGAGUGAAGAUGAUGAUGAUGACAGGAGGAGGCUCAAUGAUGAUCUUUUGGGGAAAGUUGCCUGUAUCGAGAGCGGUUCGGAUAGUAAUUCAUGGUUCUAUGCCCUGGUAAUAUCUCCAAGCUGCAAUGAUGACAUAACUAUAAAAAAGGACCAAUGUUUAGUGAGAUCAUUUGCUGACUCCAAAUUUCACACAGUGGCACGCAAAGAAAUUCAGGAGUUGAACAUCAACACCAUCUCCAACCCUGAAUACUCGAACAGGAAAGGAUUUGAAGCAGUACAACAUUUUCUACAGUCCAAACAGGUCCCUGACAGCUGGAAAAUGGACCUAAGUGAGAUUUUGGAGUCUUCAAGCAGUGAUGAAGAGGAUGAAGAAGAUGAUGGUGAUGGCAAAGAGAGUGAGGAAGAGUUGAAAGAGCCAGAGCAAGAAGAGCCUGAUGAUGAACCUGAUCCAGAGGAGAGGGACCAUUUUCUUCAGCAGCUCUACAAAUUUAUGGAGGACAGAGGGACGCCAAUUAACAAACCUCCAGUGCUGGGCUAUAAAGAUCUUAACCUCUUCAAGCUCUUCCGGCUGGUCCAUAUUCAUGGCGGCUGUGACAAUAUUGAGAGCGGAUCCAUUUGGAAGCAGAUCUACAUGGAUCUCGGCAUCCCGAUCCUGAACUCUGCAGCCUCCUACAAUGUGAAAACGGCUUACAGAAAGUACCUGUACGGUUUUGAGGAGUAUUGCCGCUCGGCACAGAUCCAGUUCAGGACGGUGCACCACAACGAGCCUCGACCGGAAAGCUUGCCAGGGGUGAAGAGCGACAGGCCCAUGAUAAACGAGAGCGAGGCGACGGAGGAAGUGAGAGAGCAGGUUAAAGCAGAGCCUGCAACCAGCGGGGAUGGAGAUGAGUCAGACGCAGAGAGCGAAAAGGGACACAAAGAUAGCUGCUCGCCCAGGGGCCAACGGCGGAGCGCCGUGCCUCCUGUAAAAGUUGAGGGCAGGGAUUCUCUGAAUGAGGAGAAAGUGAUGGAGGAGGCACCAAGAGGAGGAGAAGCCAGUGGAGAGGAGCCAAAGGAGAAAGCCGAUGAAGAGAAUCCUGGGAAACGACGCAGCCGUCACCUUGAGGACUCUGAUAGAGACUCUGAUGAUGAGGAGCUGGACGAUGAUGAAUAUGAAGAGGACGAUGGAGAGAGAUUCAGAUUCAGGGACAGAGAUGAGAGGGAAUGUGAUGGCUGUGAAGACCCUGAGCACUCUUUGGCUGGCACUAAAGUCAAAGUGAAAUACGGCAAGGGAAAGACACAGAAGAUCUAUGAGGCCAACAUCAAAAAUACUGAGACUGAUAAUGGCGAGGUUCUCUACUUGGUGCAUUACUACGGCUGGAACGUGAGAUAUGAUGAAUGGGUUAAAGCCGAUAGAAUAAUAUGGCCUGUUGAUAAGGGUGGAACAAAGAGAAAGCAAAAGAAAAAGAAUAAAGAGGAUGAAGAGAAAGAGGAAGAUAAACAGGUCAAAGUAGCUCCAAGACGUGGUCGUCCUCCACUCAAAUCCACCCCUCCAAGCACAUCCCGCAGUGUGUCCAAGACCCCCAGCAAUGAGGGUCGAUCCAGCAGCAAGAACUCGCGACCCACAGACGCAUCUGUCCUGCCGAAUGGAGAAGGUACCCCUCGUCGACGCACAAGGAGAACUUCUGGCAUGUAUGAUUCUGACAGAGGGUCUAAUGAUUCAGGAAACUCUUCAGAUGACAGCGACUGCGAGGACUCUCCUGAGCCGAAGCCAGAGUGGACUGAGAAAACUGAUGCACCCCCAACAGAAAAACAAGAGGAGGUGAAAGAGGAGCCUCAGGAGGAAGAGAGCCGAAUUCCAGAAUCUACGCAGUCUGAGCCAGAAUGUCCCAACAGUCCUGCAGAGAUGCCCAAUUUCCAGAAGAGUGACAAACCUGAAGAAGAGACACCCCUGUUUAUGGAGUCUGAUGACGGAUCUCUGAAAUCAAGAGCAAAGAGGCCUCUGCUGAGAGAACCAGGAUCGGAGACUCCUACGCAAACACCUGCCACUGCUAAUCAUUUAGAGACAGAGGAACCUUGCACUCCUCCACGUCCUGCUAAGAAAUCCCAGGAAACGCCCCAUAGCAGUCCUGCAGAGAGAAUACCCGAGACACCCGGCUCGGACACAGACUCUGCCACGGAGGACGUUGGCCCUCCAGAACGAAGCAGCGCCUUGAAACGCAAAACCACUGAACAGCGGACGUCGGAAAAGAAGGUUCGCCUGGACAGAAAAGAUGAACCCAAAAUGCUGUCUCCAGUAAAAACAUCGCCACAGGAGUCUGAGAGGAGGCCUGAGCCAGCUGAGAAGCUCGGAGAACAUCCUACCCCAAAACUAUCAUCACCCAGCAAAGAUCUGGAGGUGAAGUCUGAGAUGCCCGCUCUCACCAGAGAGGUGCACAUCAGGGUGGAACCUUUGUGUCUGGAGCUGCAGGAUCCCUUAACAGCCACAAACGAAGAGAUGAUGCCUCAAAUAGGCCCAGAAGCGCUGGUUUGCCAUGAAGUGGACCUCGAUGACCCAGAGGAGAAGGACAGACCAUCUGGUGAAGAGUUACUGAUGAUGAUGAAGGAAGAGAAAGCUCCGCUUCAGCCUCUGGAGAUUUCUGACCACUUUCCUCACGCCCUGGCUCAGGUAGGACCUCCCCGGCUCUUUUCCCCGUCAUCUGCCCCGAGCCCGGACGAGUCCCACAGCACAAAAAGCGAAAGCGAUGCCACGAUCGAGGUGGACAGCGUGGCGGAGUCACAGGAAGGUCUUGGAGAGAAUGAAUCCACUCAUAGCUUUGAUGCUAGCGCCAGUUCCAGUAACUCCAGCAUCUCACUACAGGAACGAGAUGGAAAGGACAGAGGUCAGAAGAGAUUAUUAGACUGCACUACCGGCUCAUUGGCCAAGAAGCAAAAACGCAGCCAGAAACGUUCAAGUGUGGUCUGUAAAACAGAAAAGAAUGGAGCAGGUCACAGUAGCGACAGUGAGGACCUGUCUGCCAUGGACAGCUCAAAUAAGCUAACCCCAGUGAAGCACUCCAGCCUAACCAAGAGUCAGAAGCUUUCUCCAUCACCUGCUCUGGUUUCUCCCAACAGUAAAGACACGGAGAAAGACAAGCACAAAGAGAAGCAGUCUGUCAUCUCCCCCCGCGCACAGAAGUGGUCCUGCCAGCUGACUGAGCUGGACAACAUGUCGAGCGCUGAGCGAAUUUCAUUCCUGCAAGAGAAGCUGCAGGAAAUCAGGAAGUAUUACAUGUCACUCAAGUCUGAGGUGGCGUCCAUCGACAGGAGGCGGAAAAGGUUAAAAAAGAAGGAAAGAGAAGUGUCCCACACCACGGCAUCCACAUCAUCGGGCUCGUCCGACACGGGCAUGAGUCCGUCUUCAGCCUCCCCCACUCAAAACACUGUGGCCGUGGAGUGCAGGUGAUGCCACGCCUGUGCCCCGUCCCGUCCCACCUCUGCCUUUUCAGCAUCCUGCUGCCUCCUCGGAGACGUGCAUACUGAUGAGCCAGAGCAAGCAGCCAAUAGCACUAGACUGCCCGCCUCCAUGUCUCCUCCGAUUCCUAUGGCCACUCUCACCUUCUGCACUUUGUAAACUGAUCCUGCCUCCACUCGCUCACUGUCGCUACAGCACCAGGGAACAGACUCUACGUGAGGGUUGAAUGUAAUCUAUGAAACAAAAGCUUACAAUUUAUCCAUCCAGAAAGAAAACAAUGGCACUUUCCACUUCGUUCUCUACAAACCCUGAACAGAAUUCUGAAUUUGGAUGCAGUAGUCAAUCAUUUGUACGGUCCUCUAUCAGAACAUGGUAAGAACCUUGUGUAAGAUCCCUAGGUAAUGGUCACUUAACCAGCUGGACAUGGUUAUUCAAUGAAAGGUCAAUUGUAAUGUGCUUGCUCCAUCAGAACUGCCAAAGUACAUGUGUUACAGCAGAGUGCCCUAUUUUGGAAAAGUAGGACAAAGUCAAUUGCGAAAGGGAAUGUAGUUUACUGAAAACCACAGCCGGCGUCUUCCACUUAUCUUGGUGUGCGGGCGCAGAGAAUUAUGCAAAAACCUAUUUUGUUGACUUUUUAAGAAAAUAAAAACGAAAACAGAAAAAAACCUGAGCAAAUGUUUACAGUGGAAUACGAGACAAAUCUGUUUUCAGUGGACUAAUUUCCUUUGCAAAUUGUAUUUUGUCUUUUUUAUAUGUAAUUGCAGAGUUUUUAUUUUAGUAUGGAAAAUUUCAAAAAGUAUAUAUCACAGCCGUGAAGUUAUUUAAUGAAAGAUUUCUAGAGCUGACAUUUUUGUGUAAAAUAAAGGUGUUAUCUUGCAACUUGUUAAAUAUAUUUAUUCAGUCCGUGGACAUAGUUUUUGUAAUUUUUACAAGAUGAGAUCACACAAUCCUCCCACGUUCGGUUCAGUUGGUGGGGUAGAAGGAAAAUGAGAAUUUUGUGAAGUCAUCUUGAUCGUUUGAAUGUGAUGUCACAAUUGGGUAACUACUGUGCAAGUGUCCUCUACCGUUUCGUUCAUUUCAUUUAGGCCCAAAUAACCCGAGUUAUUUCCAACACCUUUUAAUGGAACACCAGAAACUGGUGGCCUGCUUUUUGUCCCCUUGAUUUGCUGGUACUUUGUUUGUUAAUUUAAACAUUUCUUGUUUUCUUUUCGAGUUCUUGACCAAUUGAAUAAAUCAGUUGCUUAUUACACAAGUAUGUUAAGCCCAGGGGUUUCUUACUGUUCCUAUUGUAAAUAGAUCUUCCGAAACCAUGUAUUUGAAAAUACAUUUUACACAAACUGUAAAAAUGAUUUAUAUUAUUUUUUAAACAGUACAUCUUUGUAUAUUAAUUUUCCUUUUCUAUGUCAAGUUGGUAGAAGCAUUAGCACAUCUUUAGACUGUAUAUACUCAACCAUUUAGGAACCUAAACCAAGCUGUCUAGAGUGAUGAACCCAUGAUAUGUUGAACAUUUUAUGCUGUAGGCGUCGAUUAAUUCACCGUUGAGAUGAAAUUGUGAAAACUUGCUUCCCUGUGACUUCAGUUUAUUUACAGAUUCCUGGACAGAAUGGAAUGAAGGCAUUAGGUUCCUAAGCAAAGCCAUUGUAUCUUUAUGUAAAAUAAGAGUUCUCAUUUCUAAUAAAGUUUUGAAAUAUUCUGAUUCA
Triplophysa rosa is the source of this 6366-nucleotide messenger RNA. It is a transcript of the gene arid4a, whose product is annotated as AT rich interactive domain 4A (RBP1-like). Bases 758 to 4657 code for a protein of 1299 amino acids. Gene Ontology annotation, molecular function: transcription cis-regulatory region binding. Gene Ontology annotation, cellular component: nucleus. Gene Ontology annotation, biological process: regulation of transcription by RNA polymerase II. The transcript is spliced from 25 exons. The record is from RefSeq and is a predicted model, not a curated record. Lineage: Eukaryota; Metazoa; Chordata; Actinopteri; Cypriniformes; Nemacheilidae.